Messenger RNA from Serendipita indica DSM 11827, 1287 nucleotides. The record is from the annotation of a GenBank genome assembly. NCBI's taxonomy places the organism in Eukaryota, Fungi, Basidiomycota, Agaricomycetes, Sebacinales, Serendipitaceae.
AUGUCGUCUGCCAACAAUCGCGCCUCGCUAUUGUCCGGUCUGCGCACGGGCGGUGUUCGCACCAGUCCAAUCCCACAGACGGCUGCGAUCGGAGGCUCCUUCCAGCCCCCUCGCUUUGCCAGUGGCCUCCAUCACCAGACAGUCUACGAGGACGCUCUUGAUAACCAGAAUCCGUAUCAGUAUGGCGUCCCCAUGACCGCCGCAAUCGACGGGCGCGCUCCUCGGUUCCAGCAGCAGCAGCACCAGGCCCAUCAGCAGCAGCAGCAGCAGCAACAGCUCCUUUUGCAGCAGGCUCAGCUCGCUGCGAUGGGAGGCAUGCCGGGCAUGCAGCUCAACCCGAUGGAUCCCAUGCAGUCUCAGCUCCUUCAGCUCCAGCUCAUGCAAGCUAUGGUUGCCCAGCAACAACAGGCGCAAAAGCUUCAAGCCGAGAUUGCUCUUCAGCAGCAAGUCGCCAUGGCCAUCAACCAGAGGCAGGCUUCCGUCCGUAACACCAGCCGCAUCCCAUCCACUGCAGGACCCACCCAGACAUCGUUUGAUCUUGGUCUGAGCCCUCCAACUCAGUAUGCCCACGAACGGUCGCCUAUCAUCGAGGAGAAUGAAUAUAGCUCGAUGCCAAUGACCGCUGCACUCGGAGGCAAGUUUGGAAGCCGCUCCUUGUCGUCGGGCUUGAAUCCGAAUGCUCCCACAUUCAAGCUCCCCAACGAGACGCCCGAGCUUGCUCCUCCAGUCCCUGCAACGCCUUCGACGACCGUGGUCAUCUCUGGUGGUGUCACACUCGGCGGUGUCACUUCGGGAUCGACACCCGUGGCAUCCAAGUCUGAUGCGGCAACUUCUUGGAGACGCCCCUCGAAUGCCGCCGGGACGCAGCCUCGUAGCGUCAGCCCACCCAAGUCCUUGGGUCGCCAAUCCCCUGCGAGCAUCGAAAUUGCGUCCCCAGAGCAGGUUGCUAGGUACUCUCCUCCGACCAGGGAUGGUGCAGUUCCAAAGUACCGCCCUCAGGCUCUGCGUAUCAAGGAUCUCGAAGUUGCCAUGUCCAACAUUGAGAUUGACCAAGGUUAUCCGAGGACAAUUGUCAAGCCGCCUUCGCCGACUGGGUCCAAUUCAUCUGGAGACAGUUACAGGAAGCCAGUGGUGACCGUGCGCCCGAGUGUGCCGUUGCGCCAACCUCGUGGACCCCCUGCUGGUGCGGAAGAGUUGACGGUCAAGAACUUUGCCACGCGUGGAAAGAGGACUGCUAGCGCGCCUCUUGUUAUCGGACAAAUGUCGACACUCGUCGAGGCGUUCUGA